AUGACCUCGCAUACCGCCCCAAGCCCGUCCCCACCCGUGCCGGAGAGCAUCCUCGCACUCGACCACGAGAUCCGAACGCACUGGCCGCGAAUCCAGCACCUCCUCACCGAGCUGCUGGACAUCACGCCGCCGCGCCACGACGCACCCAUCACCCAACACACCAGCGCACAAGACCUCACGCAGAUCCGCGGAUGGGCGCGGCCGGGCCCUCCACAGCCGCUGGAGGCGGUCAUCGCGCAGGCGCAGACCAUCUUCGACCACCGACUGCGCGUCAACCACCCGCUGUUCUUCGGGUUCAUCCCGUCCGGCACGAUCCAGCUGAGCUGGGUGGGCGACGUGCUGGUGGCGGCGUUCAACGCGCACGGCGGCGGCCGGAAGGUCGGGCGGGGCCCGUGCGUGGUCGAGGAGGAGCUGCUGCGGUGGCUGGCGGCGCGGCUGGGCCUGCCGGCCCGCACGGCGGGCGGGGUGUUCGUGUCCGGCGGGUCGGUCGCGAACCUGAUGAGCAUUGCCGUGGCGCGCGAUUAG
Messenger RNA from Aspergillus brunneoviolaceus CBS 621.78, 525 nucleotides. Its product is annotated as PLP-dependent transferase. Gene Ontology annotation, cellular component: cytoplasm. Bases 1 to 525 code for a protein of 174 amino acids. Gene Ontology annotation, molecular function: carboxy-lyase activity. The record is from RefSeq and is a predicted model, not a curated record. NCBI's taxonomy places the organism in Eukaryota, Fungi, Ascomycota, Eurotiomycetes, Eurotiales, Aspergillaceae. The transcript has a single exon.